AUGGGCGCUCUGCGAUGCAUGGGCUGGAUAACCGGUUGCUCGGUAUUCACGGCAUUUAUUUCAAUAAUUUGGCAGGCAUUUCUGUCACUGCAGGCGCUCAACAAAACAACCGUACUCCUUACUGGUCUCCUGGCCAUUGAGGGCGGCCUCAAGAGAUCGUCCUUCGAGCCGGCACCCAAAGUAGCCGUGGGCUAUGGCGCCUGCACGGAUCUGCAAAUAAAUGCUACAGAGUUUCUGGAGACCUUCUACAAAAUGCGUGUGCCCGAGGUGAGCACCGACUUUGCAGCGAACGAUGUGAACAACGAAAAUGAAUUCCUGCAAUCAUUUGCCUAUUACUUCAAGAACGGCGCCGCAGCUGAGCGCGUCAUAGCCAAUGGAACGCUGUUCAAACAGCUGAUAACAAAUGCCAAAAUAAUGGACAAAGAGCGCAUUCAUUGGUAUAUGGGAGGCAAUGCCCCAUUGAUGGCUGUGCGAUUUGUAAUGGAGGGUGCAGAUGUACUGCUGGGCGCUCAUAUGUCGAAAAAAUUGCGACCUUUGCUGCCCAAGGAGAUUCGUCUUGCUGGAGACGAGAUACCAGAUGAUGAUAUACAUCUUAUUCUCGAGUAUAAGGCCGGCGAUAAAUGGGGUCCAUAUGAGGCACCACGCGCCAAUCGUUAUAUACUGCAUAACGACAAGAAUAAUCCGCAUUUGAGGUCAGUGGAGCAGCUGACAGACGCACUAAAGCAAUAUAACCCGCAGCUUCUUGUGGUCAGCGGUCUGCAAAUGAUGGACAUGUUUAAGUUCAGUCCUGGUGUGCGUGAAGCCCGAUUGCGCCAGGUGCAAUCGCAACUGACCAGCCAGCCCCCAGACACACUGCAUCAUUUUGAAUUUGCCAGCUAUGUGGAAUUGCAGCUCCUGCAUCAGCUCCGGCAGUUUGUGCUGCCCUAUGUGGACUCUUUGGGCAUGAACGAACAAGAGUUGUCAAAUCUGCGGCAAGUGCUCCGUCAUGGACGCACCACAUUGGCCACUGACUGGAAUCCACGUAUUGCCAAUACACUGGACCAAAUGCGUCAAGUGUUUAUCAGUCUACUAGAAGACUACUAUGUGCAGCGCAUGAUCGACUCGCACAGACGCAUGGUAUCCAGAAUACACGUGCACACCCUUGCCUAUCAGGCCAUUCUGACCAUUACAAAUUCGAAGUGGAAAAAUACGCGAGCUGCAGCAGCUAAGGCCGCAUUGACGGCUCAUCGUUACGUCUGCAAAUCCCAAUUUAUUAAUCCAGAAUCGGUGACUCUUGUUUUGGACGACAGCUUCGCCACGUCUGCUCAGGAGCAAGCACCUCGUAUGCGCAUAGGCGCAGCCAAUCCUGUGCCUUGCUGGCAAGAAUUUAUACAAUUUGGCGCGGAUCUGCAAAAAAUCGAAGUGGAGAUAUGCGUUGCUCCAGUGCUGAUAUGCCGAGUGGCUAAAAAGACAGCGGGAGCUGGAGAUAAUAUAUCUGCCUCGGGACUUGUGGUCCAAUUGUGAGGCAUAAGAAACUCAACAAAACAAAAAA
Molecule: messenger RNA, 1531 nt
Organism: Drosophila hydei
Lineage: Eukaryota; Metazoa; Arthropoda; Insecta; Diptera; Drosophilidae
Product: ADP-dependent glucokinase
Exons: 4
Coding region: 1-1503 (500 amino acids)
Biological process (GO): glucose metabolic process
Cellular component (GO): endoplasmic reticulum
Molecular function (GO): ADP-specific glucokinase activity
Source: RefSeq, a predicted model, not a curated record